AUGAUCUUUUCAAGAUUAAAUCCUUCCAUUAUCACGAAAAAAGUUGGCGUAGAUAACAUUUUUGGAAGAGUUUUGUCAAUUUCCAAGAAAAGUUCGUUUAAAUUUUAUUCAUUUAGAGACUAUUCACUAAGAACGACUAGCAAUAUUAUCAGUCUUGAUAAUUUUAGCAAUAACAAAAAGGAUAACAAUAAUUCUAAAGAUAAAUAUUUUAAUUCAAAACGAUUUUUGAUUUUCCUUGUUUCGUCAAUAAGUUCGGUCACCAUAUAUUCAUACAUUAACGAUUUAACAAAUUCAAAUAAAAGAUAUUUAUCAGAUGCUAAACCUAAAAAGGGAAUCACAGUCGAGGAGUUUAAAAAGCACAAUUCAUUAGCUAAUGGAGUUUGGGUUGUAAUUAAAGGGCAAGUUUAUGAUUUAACUGAAUUUUGUGAAAUUCAUCCCGGUGGGAAAAAAAAUAUAUUAAAAUUUGCAGGAAAAGAUGCUACAAAAACUUUUGAUCCAAUCCAUGCACCGGACAUUAUCGAUAAAUUUUUGCCGAAGGAUAAACAUCUAGGAGAAUUGAUCGGUGAAUUAGAAAUUGAAGAAGAAGAAAUUUCAGAGGAAGAAGAAGAAAGAUUAUUAAGAGUUCAAAACAAACCAUCAUUAUCAUCGAUUUUCAAUAUAUCUGAUUUUGAAUAUGUUGCUCGGGGAAUAUUAACACCAAAUGCAUGGGCUUAUUAUUCGAGUGCUUCAGACGAUGAAGUUUCAUUAAGGGAAAAUCAUUAUUCAUUUCAUAGGGUUUUUUUUAACCCGAAAGUGUUAGUGGAUGUUUCCACUGUUGAUAUCUCUACAACAAUGUUAGGAAGUAAAACAGAUGCCCCAUUUUAUUGUUCAGCCACAGCAUUAGCUAAAUUGGGACACGAAGAUGGAGAGAAGAGUAUUGCGAGAGGAUGUGGUAGAGAAGGAGUAAUUCAGAUGUUUUCGACUCUAGCUUCAUGUUCAUUUGAUGAGAUAACAGAUUCAAGAGUUUCGCCAGAGCAGAAUCAAUGGUUUCAAUUAUACGUCAAUCCCGAUCGAACAAUUAGUUACGACUUGAUUGAAAAAUGCGAUGCUAAAAACAUUAAAGGUAUUUUUGUUACAGUUGAUGCUCCAGUUUUGGGUAAUAGAGAAAAGGAUAAGCGGUUGAAAUUUGAAGAUGAUGCUAAUAUAAUUGAAGAGAAGGGGGAUUCAGAUAAGAUUGACAGAAGUCAGGGAGCUGCAAAGGCUUUAUCCUCGUUUAUCGACACCUCAUUAACAUGGAAGGAUAUUAGAGAUUUUAAGACGAGGACAAAGAUACCAAUUGUUAUCAAGGGAAUUCAAAGGCCUGAAGAUGUUGUGUUGGCUGCAAAGAAUGGAGUUGAUGCAGUUGUGUUAUCGAACCAUGGUGGUAGACAAUUGGAAUUUGCAAGAGCUCCAUUAGAAGUCUUAUCAGAUACAAUGCCCAUUUUAAGAGGAAAAAACUUGGAUAAGAAAAUUGAAGUUUAUAUCGAUGGAGGGGUUCGUAGAGGAACAGAUAUAAUCAAAGCAUUGUGUUUAGGCGCAAAGGGAGUUGGAUUGGGAAGACCCUUUUUAUAUGCCAAUUCUGGAUAUGGUGAAGCUGGAGUUCGAAAGCUAUGUGAAAUCUUGAAGGAGGAAAUCAAGACAGAUAUGAGGUUAUUAGGAGUGACAAAGAUAUCAGAAUUGAGUGAGGAAUUGGUCGAUACAAGAAAUUUGAAAUCCAGGCUUACCACGGACGAUAGGUUGUAUAAUUCUGUUUACGUGCCAUUAUCUCCUCCCAAAUUCAGAGAUAAUUAG
Ascoidea rubescens DSM 1968 is the source of this 1809-nucleotide messenger RNA. Its product is annotated as FMN-dependent alpha-hydroxy acid dehydrogenase. Bases 1 to 1809 code for a protein of 602 amino acids. The record is from RefSeq and is a predicted model, not a curated record. Gene Ontology annotation, molecular function: L-lactate dehydrogenase (cytochrome) activity. The transcript has a single exon. Gene Ontology annotation, biological process: lactate metabolic process. NCBI's taxonomy places the organism in Eukaryota, Fungi, Ascomycota, Saccharomycetes, Ascoideales, Ascoideaceae.